AUGGCCGAGCAGGCUGCAGCGGUGCGGAGAAAUGAUGCCAGUUCUCAAAUUGCAGCUCACACGACGAGAUCCGGCCACACAUUCAAAUUCGACGGGGCCGAAAUUCUCGCAAGAGGUGACAACCGCGUGAGCUACUUGAAUCAUGGUUUGCUGGUCCCCAGUCAAUUCAGAAGUGCAAUGAACUUCCCCUUCCAUACUUCGUGCUGAGACCUCGCCUAGGCGGAGUAAUUAACCACACGGGAGCGCACAAGUGAACACUUUCCCCAACACCAGGGUCGGUGCGUCAGAUGGUCGAGCAAUCAUCACACCAACAUCCAACGCACGUGAUGAAAUUGCAACAAUAAACGGCGCGAAUAUCGGCCAUCAAACAGUCAUCAAACCACGUGCAACGAUCCCUGAUGCAGGGGUGAGCCGUGAAUAUUCAUAGGUAUGCGGUAGCUUGGCAAUUCCAUCCUAUAAAUACUGCAGACCCUUGUGCAUGAACCACCCGUAUCUACUUUUUUGUCUCUGAUGAUGGGUUCGAGCAGGAAUCCGAAACGUAAGGCUAAUAAAGCUCUUGUCCCAGCGAUCGUGUCUCCUUCUUCAAUAGCAGGACUCUUGGUGGAGAAGAAGUUUCUCCUCUGACAUGUUUCUGCAUGCGUUAGGCGACGUAGUUAGGUGGCAGUAAGCUAUACCUACCCGAAUUACCCUCAGCAACCAACUUGACUUUCAUACACUGGACAACUCGACCAGGGUUUGAAAUCUGGUGUCAUAAUGGAUGUUAGACGUGACGCUCUAGGCGACUGGGUUUAGGGUUAACAUCAGCAAAGUCUGGACCAAGUGGGGACCCUCAGUCUAUUUUUCCGGCUAACUGGUUCUCGGACAAGGGAAAGCGAAAAACGGUGCGGUGAUUACCUCCCAGCAGUUCGACCGUCGGUUUGGACGGUGUCCACUGUGUGCCGCACAGCAAGGCGACAGCAAAGGGAGUGACUGACGCAUGAAGUAGUUUAAAGUGAUAACAGACUUGCACAGCAUCUCUCGCACCCCAUCCUCCUUCCCCACUCGGGUCCAGUGUCAGGAAGACCGGAGGCUUGAGAGGGCGCAGGUGGCUGACACGACGUAAGUGUGCACCUUGGCGUACUAUCACACCUCCCUGGUCCAUACCGCAUACUGGCCAGUAUUCUAAACUACAAGAACAAAGGGGGGGAGGCAGCAGGGAUCCCGAUCGGCACGGCCUGAACCUGUAACUGGGUUUGCCACAGAAUCCCGAGUUCCGACAUUCGUUAUGGAUGUGCAAGCCCGCUAGCGCCUGCCGGAAUCCGAUGUGGACCUCCAUGUUGGUUCAGCACAUCUACCGCGUGGCACGUUCUAGGAGCAAGACUACGCCCCACCGAGAUAGAGGCAGACGAAGAUAGGUGGUCCCAGAAGGGUUCACCUAAUUUGUUAACAGUUUUUUGGCAAAUGAAAACUAACAUUCUAGACAGUGUUAUAAGAGUUUAUACGAACCAGUCGCAGGAAUAUGGGUGUAGUAUGACCGAUGGAGGGCCGUACACCGUUUUGACAAAUCUUGCAUGGGGGAAACAGCAGAGGAUGCUAUUAUCCCAUCCGCUGUAAUUAUAGUUCCGUGUAGUCUGUUUCGAACCUCUGUAGCGUUCCCAACCGAUGUUUCAGAGUUCUUUGUAAGUGAAUAGAAGUGCAGGCGAGUUCCAGGAAGCAGUUCAAAAGAAGAACAGGGAGAAGAAGAAGAAGAAGAAGAAGAAGAAGAAGAUGAUGAUGAUGAUGAUGAUGAUGAUGAUGAUGAUGAUGAUGAUGAUGAUGAUGAUGAUGAUGAUGAUGAUGAUGAUGAUGAUGAUGAUGAUGAUGAUGAUGAUGAUGAUGAUUAUGAUGAUGAUGAUGAUGAUUAUGAUGCGGCCACUGGAACAAUAGGUUUAUUGGUUCGAGGUUUCGGAUUCUAUCGCAUCUUCUUCUUCUCAUGCUAUCGGUGCCAGUGAAAAGUUGGUUUCGUGGAUUGCAGGGAGUCCGCAGAUCUUUAAGUUGGUUGACCAAAUCUGUCCCAGGAAUUUGGCAAUAUCUAUUGAAAACUGUCUCUUCCCUGCAGAACCCUUCAAUACUGUAAUAUGUAGUCCCUAAAGUUCCCAGAAUCCGAUUCCACUACGACAUUUCGGUCACGGCAACGAUGAUAUCCCUCCCCGUGGUGGGUGCAGGGACAGCGCCUUGCGAAUAAAUUAAUUUAUAAUGGUGGCAGACUGGCGUAGUAUAGACCGCGCUUUCACAUGGAGAAGGAAAAGCACUUAAAGACCUUAAACAACUGGUAAAAAUAUCAACAUUUUCCCCACGGAUAAAGGUAGCUCAGUAGAGACUGUGGACAUAAAAGACUGCACUGAAAAGAUGUUGCCAUUGUUGGAAAAUAAAUCAUUCGGUAAACGCUUUGCUACGGACCCCAGGAAACCCAAUCGGAAAUUUUGCAGAAUCACACUUCCGGCUUCACUCAUCGUCUAACGUCCUGACUGAUUCCUAUUAUUCAGACAUGCAGUAAUGUGGACUAGGAAGAGCAAGAACACUUUUUUGAUCAAGCAGAGAUGAUAGAUGUGAUAUGUCUUAUUAAAAGAGUACGUACAAAUUAAUUUCUUUCAUUUCCUUUGCGGCAGUUUCGAAGGAGGACGACAGAGGAAAUGAGGAUGAGGUGGUGGUGGUGGUGGUGUCGCUGGUGGUGGUGUCGCUGGUGGUGGAGGAGGAGGACGAUUAG
Molecule: messenger RNA, 2725 nt
Organism: Spirometra erinaceieuropaei
Lineage: Eukaryota; Metazoa; Platyhelminthes; Cestoda; Diphyllobothriidea; Diphyllobothriidae
Source: the annotation of a GenBank genome assembly